AACCGGACAUCCAUUCGCCGGUGAUAUCCAUUCGCUCCCGUUAAUUCCUGUUGCCAAUUGUUUUUCAUUAGUCCAUCCUUAUAAUGAGAUCGCAAUCCCUUUGGCGGUCCUUUGGCCUGCUGCAGCGUGCGUCCACGCGCUCCUUUGUAGACGCUGGUUCGGGCCGGCGCGCCUUCCAGACUGCCAGUUCCCGCAUCCCCGACUUCGCCUUUGCAUUCGACAUUGAUGGUGUGCUACUACGAUCCUCCAAGCCCAUUCCCGGAGCGGCCGAAUCGCUAUCCCUUCUCAAGGAACAGAACAUCCCGUUCCUCCUGUUGACCAACGGUGGUGGAAAACACGAAACAGAGAGAGUGGCAGAAAUAAGUGAGAAACUCCAGGUAUCUCUGGAUCCGGAGCUCAUUGUCCAGAGUCAUUCCCCCUUUGCGGAGCUUGUGCGCGGGCCGGACGAGCAGAGUGCUCUGGAAAAUAAAUGCGUGCUGGUGGUCGGGGGAGAAGGCGACCGAUGCCGUCAGGUGGCUCAGAUGUACGGCUUCAAGAAUGUGGUGACACCCGGUGAUAUCUACAUGGCAAACCCGUCUAUCUGGCCUUUCAGGUCUUUCAAGGACUACUACGAGAAUAUCACGAAGCCACUGCCAAAUCCUAAAGAUCCUAGCGACCCCUCGAGGGGAUUGAAGAUCGAUGCGAUUUUCGUCUUCAAUGACCCGCGUGACUGGGCCUUGGACGCUCAGAUCAUCACGGAUAUCCUACUAUCAUCGGAGGGCGUGAUAGGAACAAUCUCUGAGAAAAACGGUCGGUCUGACCUUCCCAACCGGGGAUUCCAACAAGAUGGCCAACCGCAUUUGUACUUCUCCAACCCGGACCUCUGGUGGGCUGCGGCCUACCACCUUCCUCGCCUCGGCCAAGGAGGAUUUCGAGAGGCACUGGAAGGCAUUUGGGCGGCGGUGACUGGAGGCCCAAACAAAGGCGUUGAGUUGAAGAAGACGGUCAUCGGCAAGCCCUAUCAAGGGACGUAUGAGUUCGCGGAACGUCAGCUCCUGCGCAAUCGCGUCAGGAUGUUCGGCUCGGAUGCCCAACAACCUUUGCGGAACGUCUAUAUGAUUGGGGACAAUCCAGAAUCAGAUAUUUGCGGUGCUAACAGUUACCGGAGUGGACAUGGCAGCCAAUGGCAUUCGAUCCUCGUGCGGACCGGUGUUUACAAUGGCGGGGAGCCAGCGUGGAAACCAAAGACUAUCGCUGAUAAUCCCGAGGAAACCCCCGCCGCUGCGGCCGCCCCCGCAGAGGGUGCCGAGGCCAGCAAGAGCGCCAGCAAGAGCGCCGCAAAGAAGGCCGCGAAGGAGAAGGCUAAGGCUGAGAAGGCCGCUGCUCGCGCUGCCCAGGAGAAGGCCCAGGCCGCUGCUGCCGAGGCCAAUGACACCGCCAAGGAUCUGUACGGCAAGCUCCCCGAGACCGAAGACGUCCUCCCCGCGACGCGAUUCUCCGACAUCACCGACGAGCACUACGAGCAGGAGAUCACAGUGGUGGCCCGUGUGGACAAUGCCCGUGUGCAGAGUGCUAAGCUGGCUUUCCUGAUGCUGAGACAGCAGGGCCAGAAGGUGCAGGCGGUCAUUGCUCUCACGGAACCCAUCUCGAGACAGAUGAUCAAGUACACUGGUGGAUUGAACGUCAACUCCAUUGUCCAGGUCACCGGUGUUGUCAAGAAGCCCGCCGUGCCUAUUUCAUCGGCUACCCUGAGCAACCACGAAGUCCACAUCCGCAAGGUCUACAUGAUCUCUGAGGCGGCUCAGAUGCUUCCUAUGCAGGUCAAGGAUGCCGAGAGACCGCCCCCGGAGACCACUGAGGAGGGUAACGAGGUCGAUGCGGAUGGUACUCCCAUCGUCACUCUCAAGACCCGUCUUGACAACCGGGUUCUCGAUCUUCAGACCGAAACUAGCCAGGCUAUCACUUGGAUCUCCAGCGGCGUGGCCGAACUGUUCAGCGAAUACAUGAUCAAGAGUGGCUCGCGGUGGAUCUUCACCCCCAAGCUGGUGGGUGCCGCUACCGAGGGUGGUAGCAACGUCUUCGAGGUCAAGUACUUCAAGAAGAACGCCUACCUGGCCCAGAGCCCUCAGCUUUACAAGCAGAUGUGUAUCGCUGGUGACAUGGAGAGCGUCUUCGAAGUCGCUCCCGUCUUCCGUGCUGAAGACAGCAACACUCACAGACACUUGACUGAGUUCGCUGGUCUUGAUUUCGAGAAGACCUUCCGCGGCCACUACCACGAGGUCUUGGAGUUCGCUGAGAACCUCCUUGUCUUCAUCCUCACUCAGCUCAAGGAGCGCUACAAGGACCAGAUCGCCGUCAUCCAGAAGUCCUACCCCAAGGCGGGUGACUUCAAACUCCCCAAGGAUGGCAAGGCCCUUCGGUUGAACUACAUGGACGGUGUCGCUAUGCUGAAGGAGGCUGGCGUCGAUGUCUCUGAGCAGGAGCGCUUCGAGAACGACUUCACCACCGCGAUGGAGAAGCAGCUUGGUCAGAUCAUCCGCGACAAGUACGACACUGAUUUCUACGUGCUCGACAAGUUCCCGAUGGCCGUCCGUCCUUUCUACACCAAGGCCUGCCCCGAGGAUUCCCGCUUCUCCAACUCGUAUGACUUCUUCAUGCGUGGUGAGGAGAUCAUGUCCGGUGCCCAGCGUAUCAACGACAUCAAGGAGUUGGAAGAGUCGAUGAUCGCCAAGGGUCUUAACCCCAACCAGGAGGGCUUCGAGGACUACUUGGCUGCUUUCCGCCAGGGCUGUCCUCCCCACGCCGGCGGUGGUCUCGGUCUGAACCGCAUUGUCAUGUUCUUCCUGGGCCUGCCCAACGUUCGUCUGGCAUCGCUGUUCCCCCGCGACCCCCAGCGCCUGCGUCCUUAAGCUGUGGGAUAGAGCAAUACAUUGACAAGACCUGUAUCUGGAUACAAAAGAAAUAUAAUGGAGCGACGAAUUGAAACAUAUUAGCGUUGUGAUAUCAGUAGCACAUGCAUAUCAGUCAAUCCUCUGGCGUAUAAGUCGUAGCAG
Molecule: messenger RNA, 3032 nt
Organism: Aspergillus sclerotioniger CBS 115572
Lineage: Eukaryota; Fungi; Ascomycota; Eurotiomycetes; Eurotiales; Aspergillaceae
Gene: dps1
Product: putative aspartyl-tRNA synthetase Dps1
Exons: 5
Coding region: 84-2888 (934 amino acids)
Biological process (GO): aspartyl-tRNA aminoacylation
Cellular component (GO): aminoacyl-tRNA synthetase multienzyme complex; cytosol; cytoplasm
Molecular function (GO): RNA binding; ATP binding; aspartate-tRNA ligase activity
Source: RefSeq, a predicted model, not a curated record